GCAACAACACUCAGGUAGAUGAUGCUGAUGGACUUCCAUGGGCUUGUUUCUCCCACGAAGACACGGCACUCGUAUGUUCCAGUGUCAUCAAUCGUCACAUCCUUCAGAAUCAAAGACACGUCUCCAUCCUUCAUCUGUCUGUCCUGCAGAUCCACCCGGUUCUUAAAAGAUGGAUGCUGGUUGCGUGGCUCAAAGUGCCCGUCCCGGUAUAAAAGCACAUAUUUUUCUCCCAGGUCAGCUCUGCUCCACUCAACAGCUAUGAGGUUGUUGUUUGGAAUUCGACAUGUCAGAGUGACGCUCUUCUGUCCUGCCUUAGCUGUGAUGACGACAACGCUGAAGCGAAUGAGAGUCAAGAGGAGGAGGAGCCUCAUUGUUCCUUUCAAACAGAUGAAGUAGAGUGAUGAUCAUGUCUGCAGAGCUCAGAGCUUUAAUAAAAAAACCUCUAUCGCAUUCGUCUGCGGGCCCAUGCUCCAACGUAGUCGUCUGCGGGCCCAUGCUCCAACGUGCUGAUCGACUCACCGUCGCCGCGGCGGAUCAUCUCGCGGUGGUGGAAACGGCCCUCGACUUUGUUCGUUCAAGGAAGAAACUGUAACCAUGAGUGGAAGGGGCAAGGGUGGCCGUAACGCCUAAGUUUUUCCCUUCCCUUCCGCUCUACAGCCCUUGUUUUCAAACAUGCCCCCCUAUGUACCUCUACCCUAUGCCUCUAAAUUUGGCAAUCUAUGGGUGAGGCUGAAAUAUGUUGGAAGUAACGAUCCACCUUCUCGUGAUUAUGUGGCGGAGGAACUCCUUUUCCAAUCUUCUUGGGUAAACCCGCAGGACAUCUACUCUUUCAUCUCUUUACCCAAUAGAAGAGAGUUCGAGUUGUGCUUCCUCCAAGAAGCCCCCUUACGACGGUUUUUGGAAAUUCAUCAUGCCAACUUAAAUCAUCCCAAGUGGAAGGAAUGGUCUGUAGAAUCUCCAGUGCAGCUAGAAGUCACAACAAUUGUGGUGAAGUUUUGGACAGGAAGAGUUCCAGACCAAGACAUUGAACUUUACCUACAAAGGUACUGUGAAGUCUUACAGCCUCCCGUUAAGCCGGUUGAUAAAUUCGGCUUAUGGUACGGAGUAAGGAAAUUCAAGGUACGAAUGCGGAGAGAUGAAUCAGGUCAUAUUGUUUCUAUCCCUAACUCCAUCUCUCUGGGCCCUUUUAAUGGGCGUAUCAUAUAUCCUGGACAGGCAAACAGAUGUUUCAUCUGCCAAGCACUAGACCAUCAGGCAAGAGACUGCCCUACCUUUAAGUGCUGGAAAUGCGGGGAGUUGGGUCAUAAAGCUAAAGAAUGCCAAAAUGACAGCGUGUGUUCUCUGUGCAGACUGAAGGGUCACACCUUCUUUAAAUGUCCCAAAUCCUUUGCAAACAUAACUAAAGCCCCCCAGCAGCCCUCCACGAGUGCUCUUUGUACAACCUUUCCAUCCACCUCAGCGCUGCCAGUAGCAGCAAAUCCAACCUCGCUACAAGAAACGCUCUCAUAUGGAAAUGUGUCCUUAACAAAUCCAUUGGCUGUCCCUGAAGCUGUUUCAGGACAAGAAUCAGGCAACCGUAUCUCGACAAAUCUUCAGGGAGUAACAGAGCUGCAGACAAACGAUAACAUCUUAGAGGAGGAUUUGACGCCCUUAAGACAACUUAAAGAAAUAACAGCAAAAAGUAAAGAAGAAUCGGAAGACCAACCCUUCUCAGAACCUUCUGAGGUGGAAUAUGAGAGCGAUGACGAUGACGAGCGAAGGGAAAGCGAGGAAGAAAAUUCAUCAGAAAGCUACCUAAGUGCAAGUGAUAGUGAAGAAUCACCCAUUUCGACUCCUGUGGAGAUUUCUCCUACGGAUAUCCCAGCAAGACGAGACGAAGCGGAUACACAAACAGGGAUUUUUCUAAACAAACAGCAUCCCGCAAUGGAGGAAUUGGUUAACGAAACAACGAAAGGAGGUAGGAAAAGAAGUGUCUCGACGACGUCUUAUAGCAGAGACAAGAGAAAAGACGAUCGAUCCAGCCCUCCGCAAGAAACAGAUCAGAAGUUUCUGGCACCACUUCAGGUCCUUUCUUGGAGACGAGCAUAAGAUGGUCAUAACAAUAAUGUUCUUUGCUUCAGGAUUCUGUGUGUUGAUUUCACCCACUGCCUAUUCUUUAAUAAGUCAUUUUUAAUAAUAUCGUUGAAAACAACUCCAACUUUAAGAAAGAGGUAAGUUUAGUUUUAUAGAGAGAGAGAUUCUCUCUGUCAGGUGAAUAUCUGCAAAUAUACAAACACAUUAAAUCUGAGUCUGUAGAUGACAGUCAGCAAUGCAGCCCCAUUUAAAAACAUUAAGAAAAAAUUAAAGUGUGAAUCAGCGACUGCUGCUGUCUGAACUUUUAAUGUGACUCUUUCCUUACUUGUGUAAAAUAUCUGAAUGAUCAGUCAUUACUGCUUUUCUUGAAACCUCAACACAGAAAAAGAAUAAAA
Oreochromis aureus is the source of this 2468-nucleotide messenger RNA. RefSeq lists its product as uncharacterized. The record is from RefSeq and is a predicted model, not a curated record. NCBI's taxonomy places the organism in Eukaryota, Metazoa, Chordata, Actinopteri, Cichliformes, Cichlidae. The transcript has 2 exons. Bases 673 to 2088 code for a protein of 471 amino acids. Gene Ontology annotation, biological process: activation of innate immune response. Gene Ontology annotation, molecular function: RNA binding; double-stranded DNA binding; zinc ion binding.